GCGCUACUUGCUGCUUGCUGGUUUCUUUUAAAUUGUAUUCGUAUUUAAACUACAAAUACUUUACUUUACAGUUGCAUUAACUAAUGUACAGACAUAUAUUGUUUAAACACCGUUCUCCACAAUCAGUAAUCACUCAGAGCAGCGGUCGUAGCACAGCCGAGAAGCAACAACAAAUUUGAGUGCCGCCUACCCUACACGCACGUGGGAACGGUGAUGGAGGUCGACAACGGCGAGGGGCAGGUGCAAGUUCACCUCAAAAGCAAACAAGAACACUAUGCAGUGCCAGACGUUCCAUAUGCCAUCGAUGGAACAGUCGCUACAUCGGAGCUGAACACAUUCGUGAAUGCCUUGCUCCUUAGCAAGGGAAGCUCUGCCGUGGAUUUUGAUUUCCUGGUCUUCGAUGAGUACCUGAGGGGUCGCUUGUGUGACCAUCUGAGAGAGAAGGCGAUCAGCUUUGAGGAUGCCAUAGAAAUUGAAUAUGUAGAGCGCUUCCCCGCCCCGGAGCCACAAGACUGCUUACUCCACGACGACUGGGUCUCGGCAGUGAAGGCCUCUGGCAAGUGGAUUUUGACUGGAUGUUAUGACAACACCUUAAACAUCUGGACGAACAAGGGCAAGCACAUUCUCACGAUCCCCGGCCACACGGCUCCCAUCAAAGCUGUGGACUGGAUUUCACUGGAUGACGACACCGGUCGCUUUGUGUCCAGCUCGCAAGACCAAACGGCCAUGCUGUGGCAGUGGAAUGUUGGCGCCAAUACUGUUGAAUGUGUUUCUGUGUGCAAGGGUCACGAGAGGGGCGUUGAUAGUGUUAGUGUCAGUCCAGAUGCACAGCGUUUUGCGACUGGAUCGUGGGACACAAUGCUUAAAGUUUGGUCAGCUGAGCUGGAAGAUGCAGGAGAAGGAACAUCAAAGCGCAUGAAGGAGAGCGGAGUUAGAACCCCAAAAAUGACUCUUCAGGGACAUCGCGAAAGCAUCUCUGCAGUGCAGUGGAUGGAUGCCAGCACCCUGCUCACAGGCAGUUGGGAUCACACACUAAAGGUGUGGGACCUCAGCCUGGAAGGCAUUAAGGCCGAGAUAUCCACAAACAAGUCAAUCUUCGAUGCGAGUUAUUCUAAACUAAAUCACCUCAUUGUGACGGCAUCAGCGGACAAGAAUCUGCGACUGUACGAUUCUAGAACAAACCAGGGAUCCGUUGUGCGAAACACCUACCUGGGGCACAAUGCCUGGGUCCAGACCGUGAUGUGGUCCACUACAGAAGAAUUCCUUUUCGUGUCUGGCUCCUAUGAUAACCAAAACAAGCUGUGGGAUUGCAGGAGCCCAAAGGCUCCUCUUUACGAUCUGCUGGGCCAUGGAGAGAAGGUCUUGGACAUCGACUGGUCCAACCCCAAGUAUAUAGUGUCCGGCGGCUCAGACAACACGGUUCGUGUGUUUAAAUCGCGCAAGGCACUAGUAGAAAAUAUGGACACAAAAUAAUGCGUUCACCAACCCCACCACCUACUUUUCAAACAACAUUUAUAAACAUAAAAUGAAUAAGUUUAAAAUAAAUAAUGCCCUAUCGUCAGGGCAGCGAUAGUUUGGCUGGA
Messenger RNA from Drosophila subobscura, 1583 nucleotides. Its product is annotated as ribosome biogenesis protein WDR12 homolog. The record is from RefSeq and is a predicted model, not a curated record. Gene Ontology annotation, molecular function: protein binding. The transcript is spliced from 4 exons. Lineage: Eukaryota; Metazoa; Arthropoda; Insecta; Diptera; Drosophilidae. Gene Ontology annotation, cellular component: preribosome, large subunit precursor. Gene Ontology annotation, biological process: ribosome biogenesis. Bases 214 to 1473 code for a protein of 419 amino acids.